Recurvomyces mirabilis is the source of this 348-nucleotide messenger RNA. RefSeq lists its product as uncharacterized. The transcript has a single exon. Bases 1 to 348 code for a protein of 115 amino acids. The record is from RefSeq and is a predicted model, not a curated record. Lineage: Eukaryota; Fungi; Ascomycota; Dothideomycetes; Mycosphaerellales; Teratosphaeriaceae.
AUGGCUUCUACCUCUUUCAAAGCUCCUCUCCCAACUACACCUUUCGAUGACAAGACUGAAGACGAUCCGUUUAUGCUCUUUCCAGAGUGGCAACAUCCCCCUUCAGCUCUUCGUCACGAUCAUCCCGACUAUAUCAAGCAGCAACAAGAAGCAGACGACGCAGAGUUCAAGAAGCCACUUCAACGUGGUACGCCGAUAGACAAGACGGAGCUGAUCCUCCGCAUCUUGCACCGUGGGCCGUACGCUACCAAGCCGCCCAAGCAACCAAUUUUCGCCACAUCGACAACCGCCAAACGACAGUCAGCUCACUACACCAGCGACUGCGGCUCGCCCAUGAAACUCACAUAA